CCUCUGCAGCGACUCGGUCAACAACGUGCCCCUUUCUGCCAGCGGGAUCAGAGUAUCAGCCAAAUUCAGAAACCACCAGAGUCAGACUGAGCACCAGCAGCGCGUGAACCACCCGGAGUCGUCCCAGGAAGGUCCCGGAGAUGCCGGAUGCUGCCGCCCACCUGCCCUUCUACUACGGCAGCAUCGCCAGGUCGGAGGCCGAGGAGCACCUGAAGCUGGCGGGGAUGUCGGACGGGCUGUUCCUGCUGCGGCAGUGCCUGCGCAGCCUGGGCGGGUACGUGCUGUCCGUGGUGUUCGACCUGCAGUUCUACCACUACCCCAUCGAGCGCCAGCUGAACGGCACCUACGCCAUCCUGGGGGGCAAGGCCCACUGCGGGCCCGAGGAGCUCUGCGAGUUCUACUCCAAGGACGCCGACGGGCUGUGCUGCCCCCUCCGCAAACCCUGCAACCGGCCCAGCGGGGUGGAGCCCCAGCCCGGGGUGUUCGACAGCAUGAGGGACAACAUGGUGCGGGAGUACGUCCGGCAGACGUGGAAACUGGAGGGGGAUGCACUGGAACAGGCCAUCAUAAGCCAGGCUCCACAGGUGGAGAAGCUGGUUGCCACCACAGCCCAUGAGAGGAUGGCCUGGUACCACGGCAGCAUCACCCGGGACGAGGCUGAACGGAGGCUCUACUCGGGGGCACAGCCUGACGGGAAAUUCCUGCUGAGAGAAAGGAAGGAAAACGGCGCCUACGCCCUGUCCCUUGUCUAUGGCAAGACUGUGUAUCACUACAGGGUGGACCAGGACAAGUCUGGCAAAUACUCCAUCCCUGAGGGCACCAAGUUCGACACACUCUGGCAGCUGGUGGAAUACCUAAAACUCAAACCAGAUGGGCUGAUUUUCUACCUGAAGGAAACCUGUCCCAACCCCAACCUGCCAGCAUCUGCAGCACCAGCUCCACCAACCCACCCCUCUGUGAGCAGAGGGAUGGGGAAGGGCAGGUGGUUCCUAAACAACUGUGUCCCCCGAGAAGGUGCCGGGAAGUCCCGUCUGCUGCCCAUGGACACCAGUGUCUACGAGAGCCCCUACAGUGACCCCGAGGAACUGAAGGACAAGAAACUGUUCCUCAAGAGGGACCACCUGAUGAUUGAUGAAGUGGAGCUGGGGGCAGGAAACUUUGGCUGUGUCAAGAAAGGAGUCUACAAAAUGAGGAAGAAGCAGAUUGAUGUGGCCAUAAAGGUGCUGAAGAGCAACAACGAGAAAACGGUGAAGGAUGAGAUGAUGAAGGAAGCCCAGAUCAUGCACCAGCUGGACAACCCCUACAUCGUCCGCAUGAUCGGGGUCUGCGAGGCAGAGUCCCUGAUGCUGGUGAUGGAAAUGGCUUCUGGAGGGCCCCUCAACAGGUUCUUGGCCUCCAAGAAAGACGAGAUUGCAAUCAGCAAUAUCGUGGAGCUGAUGCACCAAGUGUCCAUGGGGAUGAAGUACUUGGAGGAGAAGAACUUUGUCCACAGGGACCUGGCAGCCAGAAACGUCCUGCUGGUGAACCAGCACUAUGCCAAGAUCAGUGACUUUGGGCUCUCCAAGGCUCUUGGUGCUGAUGACAGUUACUACAAGGCCAGGACAGCAGGGAAGUGGCCCCUCAAGUGGUAUGCCCCCGAGUGCAUCAACUACCACAAGUUCUCCAGCAAGAGCGACGUGUGGAGCUACGGUGUGACCAUGUGGGAGGCCUUCAGCUACGGGCAGAAACCCUACAAGAAAAUGAAGGGCCCAGAGGUGAACAGCUUCAUCGAGCAGGGCAAGCGCCUGGACUGUCCCAGCGACUGCCCCGCAGAGAUGUUCGCCCUCAUGCAGCAGUGCUGGACCUACAGGUGGGAAGAACGUCCAGGAUUUGUAGAAGUGGAAAACACAAUCCGCUCCUACUACUACAGUAUUGCUGCCAAGACAGAAAAUGGGCCACAGACAGAGGACAAGUCCAAAGCAGCCCUUCCCUGAGCUUCCUUCUCUGCUCCUCAACA
Messenger RNA from Neopelma chrysocephalum (saffron-crested tyrant-manakin), 1996 nucleotides. Its product is annotated as tyrosine-protein kinase ZAP-70. Lineage: Eukaryota; Metazoa; Chordata; Aves; Passeriformes; Pipridae. Bases 141 to 1973 code for a protein of 610 amino acids. Gene Ontology annotation, cellular component: cytoplasm; extrinsic component of cytoplasmic side of plasma membrane. Gene Ontology annotation, molecular function: signaling receptor binding; non-membrane spanning protein tyrosine kinase activity; ATP binding. The transcript is spliced from 12 exons. The record is from RefSeq and is a predicted model, not a curated record. Gene Ontology annotation, biological process: cell surface receptor protein tyrosine kinase signaling pathway; cell differentiation; intracellular signal transduction.